GCGGGCCGGAGCGAGUUCCGCAUUCCCAAACCCUCCCAGAUAGCGAUCGCUAUUUAAACGGGCUGAUGCAACGAUUUCCACUUUUUAAAAUCUACAGCCGGUCCUCAGCUGAGCAGAAAAGAGAAUAUCGCUCGGACUUAGCAGCGAAGUCUGCAGCUGGCUCUGCCAUGAUGCCGGGACAAAUCCCAGACCCCUCGCUGACGACGGGCUCCUUGCCCAGCUUGGGCCCGCUGGCUGGCAUCUCUGCCACCACGCUAACGGACCAGCUCAAGUUCGCCGACCUGCGCAACUUGGGAGCCAUGCUCUCGCCGCUGCAUUUCCUCGGGAGGUUGGGGAAGAGGCCCGCCCCGCUCAAGACAGAGAUGGAUGAGGAGGAGGAGAGACGGAAACGGAGACGGGAGAAAAACAAAGUGGCAGCGGCGCGAUGUCGAAACAAAAAGAAGGAGAGGACAGAGUUUCUGCAGAGGGAGUCGGAGCGCCUUGAGGUGAUGAACUCGGAGCUGAAGGCCCAGAUCGAAGAGCUGAAGAACGAGAGGCAGCAGCUCAUUGUCAUGCUCAACCGUCACCGGCCCACCUGCAUCGUGCGCACAGACAGUGUGAAGACCCCAGACGGGGAGGCCAACCCCCUGUUGGAGCAGCUGGGUGUCCAGUGAUGGGCAGCUUGGGCAAGGGAGGGGCUUUGCAACUGUUGCCAUGGUGACUGUGAAAGGAGCAGCGACAGCCCGCAGCACUUAGCUCUGCAUUGUCGGCUCGAGUGGGAGGAGGACGGGUCUGAACGGUGGGAGGCAGAGCGCGCUUUCUAAUGGCCGAGAGAUGGAGAGCCUCUCUAGACGGGGGUAGCUCCGUGUGUUGAGGAGCUGGAUGUUAUUAGCCAUUUCGUAUGUAUUGUCAUCACUAUCCAGCACCUCAAAGCUCCUGGCAGUAUCACUACAAAGGAACAAAUGAAGAGGAAGAGAAGCACAAGUGGCCGAUGUUGAAGACGACACUCUAAACCAACACGGUAGUUCUGUCUCAGGUUCUCAGACAGAAGGGUGACUUUUUUUUUCCUGUUAUUUGUGGAUGCAUACUUGUUGAAAUAAGCAGUUAACUAUAUUUUAAAAUAUGGAUUUAUAUUCUGCCCUCUGAUGGCAGUGUCCGGUUGAGCCGAUUCUGUGGUGACGCAGGCGUCAAAAAAGCACAUAUGUAUAUUCUUUUUUUUGUCAUUGUUAGUUCAAUUCUCAUUGUAUUUUUAUACCGCCACAUAUUAUGUUACGGAAAAUGUAUAUUAUCACUAGAUGUGAUACAUUUUAUAUUUCUCUUGCAA
This is a messenger RNA of Scleropages formosus (Asian bonytongue), 1303 nucleotides long. RefSeq names its product Jun dimerization protein 2a (gene jdp2a). Lineage: Eukaryota; Metazoa; Chordata; Actinopteri; Osteoglossiformes; Osteoglossidae. Bases 66 to 653 code for a protein of 195 amino acids. Gene Ontology annotation, molecular function: DNA-binding transcription factor activity, RNA polymerase II-specific; RNA polymerase II cis-regulatory region sequence-specific DNA binding. The record is from RefSeq and is a predicted model, not a curated record. Gene Ontology annotation, biological process: regulation of transcription by RNA polymerase II. The transcript has 4 exons. Gene Ontology annotation, cellular component: nucleus.